UUCUGUCAGCUGUCUGCUAGCGGAAGAGUUCAGCAAUGGCUUCAGUUCCACCGGGUGAUAUCAACACUCAGCCGAAUUCGAAGAUCGUCUUCAAUGCGCCAUACGAUGACAAGCACACUUACCACAUCAAGAUCAUCAAUGCUUCUGGACGUCGUAUUGGAUGGGCUAUCAAGACCACAAACAUGAGGCGAUUGGGUGUGGACCCUGCAUGCGGGGUGCUCGAUCCCAAAGAGGCCACACUUAUGGCAGUCUCUUGCGACGUUUUCGACUACGGCCGUGAGGAUACCAACAACGACCGUAUUACUGUUGAAUGGUGCAACACCCCUGAAGGUGCAGCAAAACAAUUCCGAAGGGAAUGGUUCCAAGGCGACGGUAUGGUGCGCAGGAAGAACCUUCCUAUCGAAUACAAUCCUUGAACGGACUAGUAUUGAAUAAAUUUGUUCGCCAAGUAGUGUAUCGCUAAGAAACUCUCGAUACUAACGGAAAGUGUAGUGAUAAAGCUUUGGUGAU
Messenger RNA from Cylicocyclus nassatus, 510 nucleotides. The record is from the annotation of a GenBank genome assembly. NCBI's taxonomy places the organism in Eukaryota, Metazoa, Nematoda, Chromadorea, Rhabditida, Strongylidae.